Molecule: messenger RNA, 3633 nt
Organism: Pedinophyceae sp. YPF-701
Lineage: Eukaryota; Viridiplantae; Chlorophyta; Pedinophyceae
Source: the annotation of a GenBank genome assembly
AUGUGCGAGCUCUCGGGCCGUGCGCGCGGCAACCGGCAUGCUCCCUCCCCGCAAAUGGUUCGUGCAGCCCAGAGCUCCUCCGUCGCGGUCGAGUCCGAAGAGCAGGUCCUGCGCCACCCGGAGGCCUUCAUCCAACCGUCGGACGUGGUCCUGGACGGCCUCUUAGGAUCGGGCGGACAGGGACAGGUGUUCCGGGGCGCGAUGGCCCAGCCGAGCGAGCUGGAUCUCCCGAAGACGCCUGUGGCGGUCAAGGCGUUCCCAUGGCAGGACUGGAACGCCCCCGCGCCGACGUUCGUGCGCGAGCUGUGCGCGUCGCUGGCGGUCGGCCAGGGGGUCGCGGGCGUGUGUCACGUGUACGGCUGGACGACCGUGGAGCUCGGCGACAUGCCGCGUGCGCCGGCGAUCGUGCUGGAGCUCCGCGGGCCAGACCUGUGUCACCUGGAACCGUUGUCGCGCGGACACCCGAUGCCGGUCGCCGACGCGCUGGCCGCCGCCGCCGACAUCGCAGCCGCGCUCACGGAGCUACACAAGCACCCGGACGGCGUCAUCCACGGCGACGUCAAGCCGCAGAACGUGCUGUCAGCGCCCCCGGCAGCCCCCGGACACGUGGGUCCGCACCAGGCGCGGCGCCUCGUCCUCGGCGACUUCGGCUCGAUGCGCAUGCACAACACCCCGGGCGUGCCCCCGCCCGGGCGCGCGAGCGGCCCCCCAAGCGGCCCCGGCGCGGUGGUGGGGACUUGGCGCUACAUGGCCCCGGAGAUGUUCCUGGGGGCCGUGUGGUCAGGGUCGGACGUGUGGGCGCUCGGGUGCACGCUGCUCGAGGUGGUCACGGGGCAGAAGCCGUGGGAGGUCGACGGCGUGCGCGACUGGCGCGACUGCUUCGUGCGCCUGUGUGCGAGCGGCACUGACGGCCCCUGCCUCGACGCGUCCGGCCUCCCGCUCCUCCGCGGCGCGCACCCGCCCAUCCCCGUGGCGCAGAUGCCUCCCAAGGUCGCGGCGCUCAUCCGCAGGUGCCUCUCGCGGUCCCUCGCCGCGCGGCCCUCCUGCGCUGACGUGCACCUCGAGAUCCAGACCAUCCUCGCCGAGCUCGCGAACGACCGCGCGGAGCAGCCCAGCGGCGCGGGCGCACCGGGCGGGGCGCGCACGCAGGCGUCGCGCAUCCAGGGCCCGGAGACGGAGGAUCUCUUUGCGGGGGGCGCGGUGGGCGGGGCGCGGGCGGCCGCGAACGCGGCGGGCGCGGCGGCGCCGAGUGUGCCCGCAGCGCAGCCACCUGGACCGCCUCAGACGGCCGCACCGCCCGCGCCGCUGCCUGGGCUGUCGGAGUCGAUGGAGGGUCCAGACGCGGGGCCCGCCGGGCUGGACGACCUCACCCAGCAGGCGCUGUUCGGGCGCUUGGGGUCGGACAACUCGUUCGGGACCGCGGAGGCUCCCAUGCAGCAGCAGGCGACGUUCGCCGAGCAGAUGGUCGGGGCGUUCGACAACGUGGCACAGGAGAUGGCGUUCGACGACGACGCACAGGAGAUGGCGUUCGACGACGAGGCGGCGGAGGCGGCGGCCGAGGAGGCAGACCUUGGCGACGAGGACAUGGGCACGGGCAUGGGGUUGGACUCGGACGACGAGAUGCUCCAGGGGAUGUUCCCUGGUCCUGAAGACAUCAUCGAAGGUUUCGUGUCCGGCCCGGAUCGCACCGUGACGGCGAACGCGGUGGACGUGGGAAGCGCAUCGCUGGGGGCGGGGGACUUCGCACCGGGCGGCGGCGGGGGCGCGCAGCAGUUGUUCGUCAUGCCGCCCCCGGAGAUGGAGCCCGGGGAGGGCGGGGAGAAGAACGAGCAGGAAGAGGAGCAGGAGGAGGAGGACGAGAGCGAACAGGACGAGGACGACGAGGUUGAGGUUCCCGAGGCAGACGAGGUGGCGGGCGUGGCACUGUUGGAAGAGGACGUGGACGAGGCGGCUGCAGGGGCCGCGAGGCGACGCGCCAGAGCACCAGCGCCCGUCGCGGGGGCGCCGUCGUCGGAGGCCAGAGCGUUGCGCGAGGCGACGAAGGAGCGCGAGGAAGCCGCCGAGAGCCGGGAGGAAGAGGCUGGUGCCACUGCGCCGGCAAAGCCGAAGCCACGUGCACGCAUGAGUUCGGCGGCGGCGACGCCACCGGAGCCCCCGCGUGCGAUGCCCGCGCCACCUCCGCCGCCACAGGAGGAGCCCGGCCCUGGAACCCCGCCAUCGUCCGCCCUGGGGGCGUUCGCAGGCGCACAGGGCAUCGCUGCUGAGCCGGUGUGCUACGCACAGGGCGGGGGCGGCAGCGGCCGCGGCCUCAUCAGCGCCAUCGGCGACGCGGUCGGCGCACUCGGGCGCGGGCUGCGCCGCAUGCGGCGACCAAACGCACAGCGUGCGGUGCCCGCACCGGCGGCGGCGCCCCCCGCGCCCACACCGCCCCCGCCAGCUGUGCCUGAGGCUGUCACACCGGCAGCAGAGCCCGAGCGUGCCUUCGCGCCCAAGGCGAAGGCUGCGGCGCCGGCGAAGAAGAAGAUGAUGAAGGGCGGGGCGCGGAGCGGGUGGUCGACGCCGAGCACCGUGGCGCACGGCAAGUUCGAGAAGGGCGACUUCGCGCCGCUGUCGAAGCUAGAGGAGGCGGCGGGCGACGAGGACCGCGUCCCGGACAUCCUGCGCGUGGGCGACGUGCACGACUUGCUGUCGCCCGGGAAGCUCAGGUUCUCGAACGGGGCGUUCGCGGUGUACGACGGCGUGCUGCGCGCGACCGGCGAGCCCGUCAGUGUGCACGCGCUGCUGCCGCUGGCGGGCAUGGCCAAGGACCGCCAGGCGGGGGCUGUCGAUGCCAUGGUGACCAAGUUCAACAGCACGCACGGGAGGGGGGGACUGCUGCGCGUGUUUGCCGUCGCGAGGGAGUUCUCCGUCGACGGCGGCAUGUCGUGGGCGCCCGCGGUCGUGACGCAGCGCGUCACCGGGACCCUGAAGGCGGCACCGUGCCGUGACCGCGACAAAGUCGGGGCGAUGUGUCGCCUGCUGUGUGCGCUGUGGCCGGCGGCGGUGCUGGAGAGCGGGGGCCGUCACGCGGCUCUGCUGGCGCACGCGGCGCCGGAGAGCGUGCUGGUGGCUGAGUCGGACGGGUCUGACAGGACCCUGACAGCAGUGCUCAGUCCGGUGAACGACGUGGUGCAGGACAUCACCGGCCUGACGGUGGCGAAGUCGGGCGGGGGGCUCGUCCGCCACGUGCCGCCCGAGGUGUGGGGCUGGAUCAAGCAGGGCGCCAGCUUCGCGUCCUCACGCUCGCCCCUCGAAGCCGCGCGUGCCGACAUGUGGGCCAUGGCGAGCAUGCUGCAGGAAAUGGUCGGCGCGCCGGCCAGGCCCGCGUUCGGGGCGGUGUCGGGCCUGGACGCGUUGAAGAUCGGACCAGACGCGGACCUGCGGGGCCUCGACGAGAUGAUGGAGGGCAUCAUGGGGGCCUUUGCGAAGCUCACGACCAAGCAGCGCACGCCGGAGAAGGAGGCGGACCGCGAGGAGGGGGCGUGGGCGGGCGUCGAAGGGCUGCCUGUCGGGCUCGCCGGCGUCCUCGUGCGCUGCGCGCUGCGCAACCCGGGCUCGCGUCCCCACGUGCAUGAAAUCGAGGCACUUGUGUGA